This is a messenger RNA of Haemonchus placei, 1410 nucleotides long. The record is from the annotation of a GenBank genome assembly. NCBI's taxonomy places the organism in Eukaryota, Metazoa, Nematoda, Chromadorea, Rhabditida, Trichostrongylidae.
CUCUCGACAAAACAAUCGGUCGCAAAUAAAUCUGAAACUCUGAUUUCAGCUGACGGUAGUUUAUGGUGUAACGCCACAUAUGACACCGUCCUCUGUUGGCCACCCACACCAGCGAACACAAGUAUCGUGCUACCAUGUCCUCCACUCAAGGGACUUGAUCCCACUCGAAAUAUCACGAAGAAAUGCCACUGGACCGGUAAUUGGCAAGGACGCACGGAGAACGACUUUGCCAGAGACCAUGGCUGGACAAAUUUCACCAUGUGCUAUACGGAUGAAGUGAUCUACAUCAUGAAUAACCUCAACAAUGAAUCUCUAGGGAUUGCACAGGAAGUGGCCAAAAAUGCACGGAAACUCGAAUUUGUCGGGUUGGGGUUGUCGUUAGUCAGCCUUAUAGUCUCGAUCGGAAUUUUCUCAUAUUUUCGACGACUCCGGGUCUUCCGUAAUAUGCUGCAUUUACAUUUGAUGAUUGCCAUCCUUAUGGUUGUCAUUAUUCGCCUUGUUUUAUACAUUGAUUUGAUUUUUACUGGCAAUCAUGUCUCACAUCAGAGUCCUUCCGAUGGAAAGACUAUCAACACCAUGCCAUUUGUUUGCGAAGCGAUGUAUUUCCUUCUUGAAUACUUCAAGACUGUUGCUUUUGGCUGGAUGUUCUUAGAAGGCUUUUAUUUACACAAUCAGCUGGUACUCACUGUUUUCAACUCUGAGCCGCGACUGACACCAUACUUAAUUGCCGGUUACGGAAUCCCUCUACUGCACACGUUGAUAUGGCUGUUUGUAGUUUUGAUAAAGAAAGAUUUCAAGGUGGAGCGAUGUCUGGGUUCGUACUAUCUGGAACCCGAAUUCUGGAUUCUCGACGGCCCACGAAUGGCUGAAUUAGUGGUCAAUCUCUUCUUUAUUUGUAAUGUGAUUCGGGUGUUAUGGUCAAAAGUACGUGAGAGCCAUAGCACAAGCGAGAAAAGCGUCAAAGCAGCGUUGAUGUUGAUACCAUUGCUUGGCAUACCGAACAUCAUGCAGACGAUACCGUUCGCUCCGACUCGAGACAACAUUACGGUUUUUGCCAUAUGGACGUACCUCGCAUCCUUCACGUACAUGUAUCAGGGCCUUAUGAUAACCAUAAUAUACUUGAUUCAGGUUAACACUGUUCUGAAAGCCUUCUAUGAUCGCUAUCGCUUACAACACACCAGUCAGAAUGAACUUCGUCGAGGUUCUCGAUCGAUCGCGUCCCACUACCAAGCUCGAAAUGGCCAGGUGACAUUGAUUCUGGAUAACAACAACGGCGCAUCUCUGUCACCAUAUACCCCUCGGUCGAAGAAAGGCAGUGAAGACUCAACAGCCAAACUGAUGCUAAGCGUGUCGGUUCGUUGGAUUUUACUAAAAGGCUCAAUGUUUCUUGCGGGUGAAAAUAACCCCUAA